This is a messenger RNA of Coregonus sp. 'balchen', 32561 nucleotides long. The record is from the annotation of a GenBank genome assembly. NCBI's taxonomy places the organism in Eukaryota, Metazoa, Chordata, Actinopteri, Salmoniformes, Salmonidae.
AUGGCACAUCGACUGACGAAAGAUGAGCUUGAUGAACAGUUCGAGCAGUUUUUGAAAGAAGUAAGUUUAACGUUACUGCAGACACGAUAGCAGCACUGUGUCUGCUAUUCUUGGUUUUCAUAUCUAUAGCUAAAGUUACUCACUAAUGACUGCCCUUCUUUAUAUCCACACCAAAGAUACUGAUAAUCAGCCCUUUCAUCUGUGUCCAUACUACUAUGUAUUCACUCAACCAACUAGCUAGAUGGCUACUUUAACCUAGUCACCAUUGACUUGUGUUCAGUCUGUCUCAGAUGACUCAGUGGAUUUGGGUGGCACUGCUAAGCGCUCCAGUGUUCUGGACAGCCUGGGCAGAGCCUCUCAGAAACUACCACCAAAGAAGACAUCAGCUGCCCCUGUGCCAUGGUGGCAGGAGGAGGAGGACAGCGAAGAGACACCUGGCAGAGGUAAGCAAAGCCAGGGAUGUGUAGGUUGAUGUGCUACCCACAAUGCUUUGAUAGGCUUCAGUUCAGUUAGGAUUCUGUGUGUGUUUGUGCUUGUCAUUUUGGUUCUUUCUCUGUGUGUGUGUGUGUGUGUGUGUCUUUGUGGUUGUGUGUUUCAUGACCUGCUGUCAGGUUAAAAUAUAUUUAGAGGGACACUGUGACUCUGUGCUGAUUUCUCAUCAUCUGCUCUGUUAUUCCUGGAACAUCUGUUGCAUUUAAUUUCACCAUCAUAACAUGUCCAUCAUAACCUGUUCCCUGCUGCUACUCCCCUGAUAAUGAUGGUUUGACUCCUUUCAUGAGUUCAUCUUCGAUUGGUUUACAUCAGUCGACUCUUCAUGACUCAUUUGUAUAUCAGUCCUGUUCUCUAGCUGUCUGUCUCCCACCUUCUCUCCUUUCUCUUUCAUCUCCUCUUUCCUUCCACCUGUCCCCAGCAGAGGCUGCAAAACACAGGUUCACUAAACCCAAAAAGCCCCAGCACCAGGCUGUGGUGAAAACUCAGGAGGACGAGAGUGAGAGCAGCCCAAUGAGAAGCCCCCCUCAGGGUAUAGGAAUCACUACUGUAACCCCCUAGUUCCUUAGGGCCACUCAAUAGCACAUUGUCUCCUCAUCAUUGGUGUUAGUGCGGUGACAUGCUUCCAACCUUCACUUUCUCUCAUUAUCUUUAGUCCUGCCCUCUACUCUCUCCUUAGCUAUAUAUAUGUACAGUGGGGAAAAAAAGUAUUUAGUCAGCCACCAGUUGUGCAAGUUCUCCCACUUAAAAAGAUGAGAGGCCUGUAAUUUUCAUCAUAGGUACACAUCAACUCUGACAGACAAAAUGAGAAGAAAAAAUCCAAAAAAUCACAUUGUAGGAUUUUUAAUGAAUUUAUUUGCAAAUUAUGGUGGAAAAUAAGUAUUUGGUCAAUAACAAAAGUUUCUCAAUACUUUGUUAUAUACCCUUUGUUGGCAAUGGCACAGGUCAAACGUUUUCUGUAAGUCUUCACAAGGUUUUCACACACUGUUGCUGGUAUUUUGGCCCAUUCCUCCAUGCAGAUCUCCUCUAGAGCAGUGAUGUUUUGGGGCUGUCGCUGGGCAACACGGACUUUCAACUCCCUCCAAUGAUUUUCUAUGGGGUUGAGAUCUGGAGACUGGCUAGGCCACUCCAGGACCUUGAAAUGCUUCUUACGAAGCCACUCCUUCGUUGCCCGGGCGGUGUGUUUGGGAUCAAUGUCAUGCUGAAAGACCCAGCCACGUUUCAUCUUCAAUGCCCUUGCUGAUGGAAGGAGGUUUUCACUCAAAAUCUCACGAUACAUGGCCCCAUUCAUUCUUUCCUUUACACGGAUCAGUCGUCCUGGUCCCUUUGCAGAAAAACAGCCCCAAAGCAUGAUGUUUCCACCCCCAUGCUUCACAGUAGGUAUGGUGUUCUUUGGAUGCAACUCAGCAUUAUUUGUCCUCCAAACACGACGAGUUGAGUUUUUACCAAAAAGUUAUAUUUUGGUUUCAUAUGAGAUUCUCCCUAUCCUCUUCUGGAUCAUCCAAAUGCACUCUAGCAAACUUCAGACGGGCCUGGACAUGUACUGGCUUAAGCAGGGGGACACGUCUGGCACUGCAGGAUUUGAGUCCCUGGCGGCGUAGUGUGUUACUGAUGGUAGGCUUUGUUACUUUGGUCCCAGCUCUCUGCAGGUCAUUCACUAGGUCCCCCCGUGUGGUUCUGGGAUUUUUGCUCACUGUUCUUGUGAUCAUUUUGACCCCACGGGGUGAGAUCUUGCAUGGAGCCCCAGAUCAAGGGAGAUUAUCAGUGGUCUUGUAUGUCUUCCAUUUCCUAAUAAUUGCUCCCACAAUUGAUUUCUUCAAACCAAGCUGCUUACCUAUUGCAGAUUCAGUCUUCCCAGCCUGGUGCAGGUCUACAAUUUUGUUUCUUGUGUCCUUUGACAGCUCUUUGGUCUUGGCCAUAGUGGAGUUUGGAGUGUGACUGUUUGAGGUUGUGGACAGGUGUCUUUUAUACUGAUAACAAGUUCAAACAGGUGCCAUUAAUACAGGUAACGAGUGGAGGACAGAGGAGCCUCUUAAAGAAGAAGUUACAGGUCUGUGAGAGCCAGAAAUCUUGCUUGUUUGUAGGUGACCAAAUACUUAUUUUCCACCAUAAUUUGCAAAUAAAUUCAUUAAAAAUCCUACAAUGUGAUUUUCUGGAGAAAAAAAUUCUCAAUUUGUCUGUCAUAGUUGACGUGUACCUAUGAUGAAAAUUACAGGCCUCUCUCAUCUUUUUAAGUGGGAGAACUUGCACAAUUGGUGGCUGACUAAAUACCUUUUUUCCCCACUGUAAAUUUUUUAACCUUAGAUCUUCUCUUCCUCCAAGCUAACCCUUAAAUAUUUCUAGCUCACAUUUAGUAGUUCUGUCCUUUUGCCCACCUAACCAUGCAUGUACUCUUUGAGGGUGUCCCUUUCCCUGAGUUCCUUUUAUUUGUGUGUACAGAACAUGAUUCCUUUCUCAUCUUUAUCUACCCUCUUAUCUUCCUACUUCAUGCUGCUUAUUGGUUAGCUGUCACAGUGGAAGCCCCCACUAGGCCCACCCCCAAGCCUCGCAGCAAAGCUCUGGAUAGGCUCAGUCAGCUGGACAAGAUCCAAAGAGCCAAUCAGGAUGCUUCUUCUCACGUUGCCGCGGGGCCGGAAAAUAACAGCCCAGAACACGACUACUCCCACUCUGCCAGGCAGGGGAGCCCCCACACGAAUGAGAGCUCCCAUAAUGCAUCAGGAGAGAGGAGUUCUGAGGGGAGUACCUCCCUCUGUGACACACCAGUGGACAGUCACAGCAGUGAUAGUGACUCACAGGGCCGUGAAGAUGGUAAAGUGGUAGUAGCUAGACUAGAGACAAAUCCCCAAAACCCUGGUAGACUAGUAGUUAGACUAGUAUAGUAUAAUGAUAGUAGCUAGAGACAGCUCCAAACCUGCUACCCUGGUAGACUAGAAAGUAGAGGCUAGAGGUGAAUAUUCAACAUCAGUAUGACUGUAGUCUCGUGUUGCCACACUUCCCAGACCCGUAUCCACAUUAGAAAGGUGGAAAUCAAUGUUUGAAUGACUGAAACCAUGAUGAACCAUGAUUUUAGAGUGAAACCUGGAUUUAAAACAUACUGUUUACUGUCUUUGUCUCCUUUUCACUUCUUUUCACAUUUAGUUCUUUUGUUUUCCUCUGGUAAUGGAGUGGUGUAAAUAAACAGUGACCAUAAAAGCAUAGCAUUGGAAAAAAUAAAGAACUUUCUGGACCUCAAGGGCAGUUGUUAUGGUUACUGGUGCUAAAUCCGGUCAUGUUCUUUCACCGUCAGACAAUUCAGUGUGUCGAGGCGAGCUUUGAUUCUGUGCUUCUAGCAGACUAUUUUACCAUUAGUGUUAGUGGUUCAUUUGGGCAUAUUUUCCCACUAGUAAAAUUACUCCCAACUGCUUUUACUAGUCUAACUCUGGAGAGCCUGAUAGAUUAGCUCUUGUUUUUUUUUACUGUAACCAGUGCUUAUUUUCACUUCUGUAAAUGUCAUGAUGAUCAUUCAGUGCUGAAAUUGAAAAGUUAGGCCUGUUUUGCCAUGGUGAGACUAACUUAGGAAAAGUUUUUUUCUACCUUUUUAUCUUGACAGCUAUUUUUACUGCAAGACCAUUUUAGUAUUUAUGAGGAUAUGGGACUUUUCUACAGUAACCUCCCUUCAGUAGACUGACAGCAAGUGGUUGUGGAGCUGAUAUCAAAGUUAGCUCUACUGCUCUGUCUUCUCUUUUCUGUGUGUACUGUUCUCCACUUAAAUGGACCGCAUGGCCUUUGAGGGGCUCUGCAGGCCUGUAUACCCCAGGAAGUCAAUGUCCUGUGAAUGAUAAAACACAGAGCUAAUGAGCUUAAUUUCCAUAGCUGGGUUUCAAAUACUAUCUGGAAUACUGACAGCUUGGUGUCCGGAUGGAUGAACUCCUUUUUGAGCUCUUUUUUUUUUAAAUUCAGGAAGUAGCCUAAAGCAAGAGCAAUUUCUGUUUCCUGGAAUUACCUGAAUUGAACGCUCCAAUAUUUUUCUGUUUUUCCAGGAUUGCUGGGAUCUGAGAAGUUCUGUAAGUCUCUGAGGAGAUCCCAGCCCAUCCAGGAGGAGGAAGAGGAGCUGCAGCCUCAGGGAGGAGAGAAGGGUUCGGAGGAGGAGGAGGGGGCAGAGCCUGUCAUCUUCAGCAGAGACAGUCUGGAGCCUGAGGGUUAGUCUGCUCUGGAGAGAUGGAUAGAUAGAUCUGGUGACAUCAUAGAGAGUAUCUCAAUCCAAUGCUAACCUGACAGGGUAGUGACAUGAAAGCAGCUGUACGUGCCAGCUAAAAACUAUUUUGCUUUAAGCUCUUUGAAAACCUCUGUGUGAAAAUAGCAAGGGUUGAAAUGUGUAUGUCUGUGUCUGCCCGUGAUUGUGUCUACCCAGACUCUGUGAUGGCGUCCGGACCAGGUCAGAACGCUGCGGUGGGUCUAGGUCUGGGCAUGGACACCCUGGAGGAGGAAGAGGAGAAGGCCCGCUUCUUUGCCCACCUGGAGGGAGGUGCGUCCUCCACCAUAGACUACUCCAGACUCAACAAAGACCUGGAUUCCACCACCGCCUCCAACACUGCUACCACCCUCAGGUAUAUAUGACACUCAAUGGAGCUAAAGGGGAUGUGGUCUCUACACACUGGUCUCAGGUUGGUUUUGCAUUUCCCCUUCGAAUGGUUAAGGUUAGGACUUGGUGAAGACAAGCUGAUCCUAGAUCUGUACCUAGGGGCGCCUUCACUCAGGAGCAUGACACUCCGAGUCGCCCCAGGCCUAGCUGUAGCUGCCUUUUGAAGCCACUGCUGGGGUUGUCCCAAGGAGACCCUCAGUGUUGCAGACAGUGGCUGGGUAAGAUAAUUACUGUCACUCCCAGUGUGUGAUCUGUGAAUGACACUUGUUCUGCUGUUUCUCCAGGAAAGCAGAGGUGGCUGUGGCGGGGGUCUAUCAGAGAGAGGAGGAGAGAGCUAUGGAGUCUGACAGACUCUCCCCAGGUAGGAGAGAUGAUGCACACAUAGAAUUAGGAAUUAUAAUAGUAACUUAAUAGGAUCUCUAUGCUCACACUACUCCAAACCUUGCUUGGUUCAAUAGGUUUUGUUUUCUUUCAAAUACUUUGAAGUUGGGAGGGGGUUUGCGCUUUUGGGAUGAUUCCGUUGGUUCAGUUGCAACAGGCAAGCUCAAUCAAUUGCUGUUAAAGGAUUUGAAAGGAAACAAAUCCUAUUUGAACCCAGGUCUGUUGUCAUUUACAGUGGCACUCUGUCAGACAAGUAUUUGCACAUACCUCAUCUGCAUGACUCGAGCUCAUCAGUGAAUCUGUCAUUCUGUCUGUGCCUGCUGCAGCCUCCCCCCGCUACAGCGAGGAUGAGGACUUUGAAGAUGAGGUCAUUGAGGAGGUGAGAAAUUGGGUGAGACUGGGUUUUUUGCAAGUCUGGUUUGAAAAUGCAGUCGUUUAGUUCUAAUAACUCUUUGUAAGGGCGUGCUUUGAACUAGAGGUUUAAACCGAAAGUUGAUUGUAAUUGCGGCAUGUAGAAUUGCCCCAUGAUAAGUUGUAAGCAGGAGUUGUUUGUGCUGCUCACAUGCUAAUCACUCUGGGUUACAAAAGCCACAGUGAAUAAAGGCAAGGCAUUCAGCAGUUAUCCCAGCUCUCUCUCAAGAGGUAGAGUGAGAAGAAGGGGUCUUUUAAUGGGGAGUGUGCCAGGUCUUGUCUGUGAUUGGCUGAAUAUGUGGUGGACGACUGACUGCAUGGCUCUUCUGUUUUGCUCAUCUUGUUUCUUCUCUCUCUUUCUUUUAGAAGCCUAAAAUGGCUGCCAUGCUCACCAAAGGUAUUAUAAACAAACAUCCAUUUUUCUUUUCUGGGUCAGAGUGGGUUUUUAAGUCAGCACAAGUAUGUGUUUCAAGUUUUAUUAGCCGUAUGUACGGCAUACACAUGGUAUACCGUCCAAAGAAAUGUUUACUUGCAGUUUCCUUCUCGACAAUGCAACAGCAAUAAUAAAAUAGAAGAAUACAAACAUAAAGUAAAUGGCUCAGUAGAAUAGAAUAAAGAAACGUCCUCUCACUGUCAACUGUGUUUAUUUUCAGCAAACGUGUAAAUAUUUGUAUGAACAUAACAAGAUUCAACAACUGAGACAUAAACUGAACAAAUUCCACAGACAUGUGACUAACAGAAAUGGAAUAAUGUGUCCCUGAACAAAGGACGGGUCAAAAUCAAAAGUAACAGUCAGUAUCUGGUGUGGUUACCAGCUGAAUGAAGUACUGCAGUGCAUCUCCUCCUCAUGGACUGCACCAGAUUUGCCAGUUCUUGCUGUGAGAUGUUACCCCACUAUUCCACUAAGGCACCUGCAAGUUCCUGGACAUUUCUGGGGGGAAUGGCCGUAGCCCUCACCCUCCGAUCCAACAGGUCCCAGACGUGCUCAAUGGGAUUGAGAUCCGGGCUCUUCGCUGGCCAUGGCAGAACACUGACAUUCCUGUCUUGCAGGAAAUCACGCACAGAACGAGCAGUAUGGUUGGUGGCAUUGUCAUGCUGGAGGGUCAUGUCAGGAUGAGCCUGCAGGAAGGGUACCACAUGAGGGAGGAGGAUGUCUUCCCUGUAACGCACAGCGUUGAGAUUGCCUGCAAUGACAACAAGCUCAGUCCGAUGAUGCUGUGACACACCGCCCCAGACCAUGACGGACCCUCCACCUCCAAAUCGAACCCGCUCCCGAGUACAGGCUUUGGUGUAACGCUCAUUCCUUCAACGAUAAACGCGAAUCCGACCAUCACCCCUGGUGAGUCAAAACCGCGACUAGUCAGUGAAGAGCACUUUUUGCCAGUCCUUUCUGGUCCAGCGACGGUGGGUUUGUGCCCAUAGGCAACGUUGUUGCCCGUGAUGUCUGGUGUGGACCUGCCUUACAACAGGCCUACAAGCCCUCAGUCCAGCCUCUCAGCCUAUUGCGUACAGUCUGAACACUGAUGGAGGGAUUGUGCGUUCCUGGUGUAACUCGGGCAGUUGUUGCCAUCCUGUACCUGUCCCGCAGGUGUGAUGUUCGAAUGUACCGAUCCUGUGCAGGUGUUGUUACACGUGGUCUGCCACUGCGAGGACGAUCAGCAGUCCGUCCUGUUUCCCUGUAGCGCUGUCUUAGGCGUCUCACAGUACGGACAUUGCAAUUUAUUGCCCUGGCCACAUCUGCAGUCCUCAUGCCUCCUUGCAGCAUGCCUAAGGCACGUUCACGCAGAUGAGCAGGGACCCUGGGCAUCUUUCUUUUGGUGUUCAGUAGAAAAGCCUCUUUAGUGUCCUUAGUUUUCAUAACUGUGACCUUAAUUGCCUACCGUCUGUAAGCUGUUAGUGCCUUAACGACCGUUCCACAGGUGCAUGUUCAUUAAUUGUUUAUGGUUCAUUGAACAAGCAUGGGAAACAGUGUUUAAACCCUUUACAAUGAAGAUCUGUGAAGUUAUUUGGAUUUUUACUAAUUAUCUUUGAAAGACAGGGUCCUGAAAAGGGGACAUUUCUUUUUUUGCUGAGUUCAUUUUAGCAUAAUUGUAUAGGAAGGAAGAAUAUAGUCCAAUAUUAACAUGUGUUCUGGGGAAAGGGGAAUUGGGGGGCAAGUCUUUAGUGUGUGUGUUAGUGUUGCACGGUACUACGAAACUUCUGUACUUUUUUGAUACUAGAACAUGGAAAAGCGGUUCGGUACUAGAAUUAUUGUUACUUUUGGUACUCACGUCGUCUACUGAUUUGAAAGGGGAUCAAGUCUGUGUCUAUCAGCAUAGCCGAUGUUCCCUUGUAGCGCGAGAGCACUGUGCCUGCUCCUCUUACUCAUUGCUAGCCUGUCCUAAGGAAUCACUGCACUUAUGCUGCACAGAAGUUAACACUUAAAUAAUGCAACACGGCAUGUCAAUGUUGAAACUGUUCAUUACUGUUACAAAAAUAAUGUCCAUUACAGGCUACAACACUUUACAAUGCAAGAAGAUACCAGUCAUAUAUAUAUAUACAGUGUGUGCAAAUGUAGCAAGUUAUGGAGGUAAGGCAAUAAAUAGGCUAUAGUGCAAAAUAAUUACAAUUAGUAUUAACACUGGAAUGAUAGAUGUGCAAGAGAUGAUGUGCAAAUAGAGAUACUGGGGUACAAAUGAGCAAAAUAAAUAACAAUAUAGGGAUGAGGUAGUUGGGCGGGCUAAUUUCAGAUGGGCUGUGUACAGGUGCAGUGAUCGGUAAGGUGCUCUGACAACUGAUGCUUAAAGUUAGUGAGGGAGAUAAGUGUCUCCAGCUUCAGAGAUUUUUGCAAUUUGUUCCAGUCAUUGGCAGCAGAGAACUGGAAGGAAUUGCGGCCAAAGGAGGUGUUGGCUUUGGGGAUGACCAGUGAGAUAUACCUGCUGGAGCGCAGACUAUGGGUGGGUGUUGCUAUGGUGACCAAUGAGCUAAGAUAAGGCGGGGAUUUGCCUAGCAGUGAUUUAUAGAUGGCCUGGAGCCAGUGGGUUUGGAAACAUGCCUUGCUAGCUUACAGCUGAAGCUAUUAUCAAUUCACUACCCUAGUACCUUGUUUGUGAUAUGAAAAUAUUGCUGAUUCUCCCCCAAAACUUGAUUAAUUCACGCCUCACGUCUCUCCCAGUCAAGAUCAUCUUUGCUCGAGCCUUAUGGAACACCGUUUGGGUCUUUGCAUGUCAAAAAAGAUACACGUCAAUUUUUUUGACACACAGACCCAAAUGCCUUUCCAUAGAGCCUCAAACUGACUGUUUGUGUGAAUGACAUCAUGGGUCUUAAAAGAGACAGCCCGCACUUUUAUAAAAGAAGAGAUUGCUUCUUCUAUGUGAAUGUUGUUGAUCAGUACAAUAAAAUAAGUCCCAAAUGGAAGGGAAACACAUUGCUUUUCAUCUGUAGCCCCAUGAAAUCAGCCAAAACCAGCUCAAUAACUCAAUACAUGCACACACUCUUAUUACUUCAUCUUGAUUUUACCCAAGUUUAGUUUUCUGUGACUUUGGCUAAUACGCCUUCUUUUUUUGCCGUGGAAUCGUUUUGGUAGUGAGUAUCGUGAUGGUAUCGAGUAUCGUGAUAUUAAACAUGGUAUCGUGACAACACUAGUGUGUGUUGUGUACACAGUAUGUCUAUACAGUGUCUCUGGUUCCUCUAACAGUACCCCUGUUUCACAGGGAUUUGAUAUUUCCUGAUGAAUCGUUUCCUGCUUUUAUGACACCAUCCUCUAUUCAUACAGUAUUGAAACUGACCUACCCCUAAAAUCAAUAUUCUAUUUGUCCUUAUCACAUCAUUUCCUGGUGUAAGUGUCCCUCCAUGAUUCACUGGACUCGACCGGUGGACUCCUGCCCCCUGGAGCGGACAGUGACACCAACGAGGAACCAGGGAGGAACCAGGGAGCAGAGGAGUCCAUAGAGACGGCACUACCAGGUGAGACCAGGCUAUCAUUCAGGUCCUAUUGGAUGUAACUAUCUAAACCUGGUGGGAAACAGAGAUGACUUUGGCCCUUUCCAGAAAUAACCCCUAGCCACUUAUGUGGAUUUGAAUGUAUUGGUUAGGUUGACAAGCAAUAGGGUCCAUCUGUGUCAGUUUGGUGAUGGCGGAUGAUAGUGAACUUGGUGGUGUUCCUGUCUGGUCUGUGUAGCCCAGUCGUAUGGACAGAGUGGGGCCAGUGAGAUGGAGGCUCUACAGGAGGCCUACAGACAGAUCAGUGGCUCUCUGGAGGACUCAGACCAUCACCACCCUUCAUCACCAGUCAGGAGGGAGAGGAGAAGGAGGAGCAGUCCUGUUCCUGUCUCUCCCUCUGUACCUGAGCUCUCCAGAGGAACACUACUACCACCAGUCUCCACCACAGAGUCAGGUUGGUCCGUCUCAAACACUGAUAUGUCUGUGGUGAACCUGUCAAGUAAAUAGAAUAUGCUCUUCAAUCAAAACUAACUGCAGAUCCACACAUGUCCAUGCAUAUUCAUAUCUAACAAGAUGGUAUAUUUUAAGUUGUUAGAUGGUGUUGAGAUAUUGUUGAGGUGUUACAAAUGGACUUGAAUGUCUGAUUGAUUGAUUGACUUCGAUAUGUUCUCUCAGAGCUGCCCACUGCAGAGGAGCUGAUGCGUCCCAUCCGACCAGACAGUAUGGACGACACCAGAGGCUUCACUCUGCAGCCUGCCAGGUGAGUCUACAGCUGUCUGUCACACAGGGCUUUAGGAGGGAAGGACAACAGACACUGGCUGGAAGGUACAGAAUGGAGUGGAAAGACGUUAACAUGAGCUGUAUGUUCACAGUGGGACCCAGCUCACCCCAGAGAAGACUGGCCAGUCCUUAAGCCAUAGAUCCGGUGAGUCAAGCCCAAGAUGCUCAGCAGAUCCAGACACUCCUCCGGCCUCCCCAGGCCCCCGUCCCAGAAGCAUCAGAGAGGAGGUACAGAGGCUGAUGAUGCAGGAUCAGGACAGCUCCUCCCCUGACCUGACCUCCACUCAACCCAGCAAAGCCAAAAGACGCCAGCAGGUAAGGGACGGAAACGGAGCCCUUGUUAAUAAGCACUAAACCCUACCAUACAUGACCACACUGAUUCAGGCUUUCACACCUGCCAGAACUGUGUUUCCACAUUACAUAGCCAUUGCUCCGACAAUACUCGUCCAAAUAUUUAUAUAUUUCUUAAUUCCAUUCUUCUACUUUUAGAUUUGUGUAUUGUUGUGAAUGGUUAGAUACUACUGCACUGUUGGAGCUAGGAACACAAGCAUUUCGCUACCUCUGCUAAAUAUGUGUAUGUGACCAAUAACAUUUGAUUUAAUUUGCAUUAAAGGUGAUUAUCACUUACAAUGUAGACGGUGACAUGGCAAUGAUUUUUAUAUUGACAUUGACAAUAACAUAUUUGGCAUAGGUUCCUGGACGCUCUACGGUAGCUGGUCCCUUCACAUCCUCGUUGAAGAAGCCUUAUGUUGCCCCUGGUAGAGGUAGAGGGGAGAGUAAACCAACAGCCGUGGCCACCAGGACCUCUGGAGCUAGUCAAUCUGGUCCUACCAGACCUGGGGCUGCGGCCAAGCCCCCCUCUCCUCUAACCCAGAGGAAGCCUCUCAGCCAGGCAACAUACCAGCGCCUCAGCCCCAUCCUCUCAGAGAGAGAUAAAGGUAGGAGAAAAGGAACUCCUCACACACUGACAACCAAAACUAGUAUGUGUAGUGUAAGCGUGCUUACAGUAACACACUUGUGUGUUUGGCAGACACACAACUAAAGAUCUGUUGUAUCGGAGCUAGAACUAUAUCUAAGUAGUAUAGCACAAAACAGUAGUACAGUAUAAUACAUAACACUAACAUUUGCCACAUGUUGCUGUGUGGUUGUACUCCUGAUCUAGACUAAUGUUGCUUUGUGGUUGUACUCCUAAUCCAGAAUAAUGUGGUUGUACUCCUGAUCCAGACUGAUGUGGUUGUACUCCUGAUCCAGACUAAUGUUGCUGUGUGGUUGUACUCCUGAACCAGACUAAUGUUGCUGUGUGGUUGUACUCCUGAUCCAGACUAAUGUUGCUGUGUGGUUGUACUCCUGAACCAGACUAAUGUUGCUGUGUAGUUAUACUCCUGAUCCAGACUAAUGUUGCUGUGUGGUUGUACUCCUGAUCCAGACUAAUGUUGCUUUGUGGUUGUACUCCUGAUCCAGACUGAUGUUGCUGUGUGGUUGUACUCCUGAUCCAGACUAAGUGUUUGGGUUGUACUCUGUACAAUGUGCUGGGUUGUACUCCUGAUCCAGACUAAUGUUGCUGUGUGGUUGUACUCCUGAUCCAGACUAAUGUUGCUUUGUGGUUGUACUCCUGAUCCAGACUGAUGUUGCUGUGUGGUUGUACUCCUGAUCCAGACUAUUGUUGCUUUGUGGUUGUACUACUACCAGGUCCAGACUGUGGUGGUCUGAGGGUGAGCAGUGAACUGGUGGUGGGGGUCCAGUCCUUCGCUGCCUUAAUGUUAGCUAAAUGUUGAUGUGUGGUUGUUCUUUAGGUCCAGACUUUGGUGGUCUGAGGGUGAGCAGUGAACUGGUGGCGGGGGUCCAGUCCUUCGCUGCCUUCCUCCAGCAGCAACAUCAGAUGGAUACGAGAGGUCGCCAGGAUACCAGUCACACUGUCUCUUGGGAAACCAAAGGUCAGCAGGAAGCAAGCCAGACUCAGGAGACUGAGCAUCCAUCAGAGAGGAAGGUAAGUACUGGAAGAGGAAGUAAGUCAACAUACUGGAGUAGUUUUUCAGUCUGUGGCGCAUCAAGUUUGUACAUCAGUGUGCUGGAAUUUCUUUUCAGAUAAGUAUGCAGUGUUUCUCCGUUCACCUGGUCAUACGAUAGGAGUGUGACUUAUACUUUUAUGGGUCGUCCAACCUAGCUGAUUGCUCCUUGAUCUAUCAUAAGUCUGACUAAUUUCAGUUCAGAUCUUAUGUAGUGUGUGUCCAUACCUGGAUGACUAUAGCAGUCACAUUUCUUUGGAUUCUAUGUUGCCUAUUUUUGCAAUUAAGGAUCAAGCCAAUAUUAUGACCUUCAAAACACAUUCAAGCGCUAGCAAGUAUCCAGUAUAAAGACUAACCAUGUUACCCCUCUGUCUGUCAGAGUGAGCCCAGGGAGGAGGGGGGCAGGGCUGGAGAGGUGGAGGAGGAGAGCCCCCUAGUGUCAAGGCUGAGACUGCAGCUAGCCCAGAGGGAGAGAGAGCUCCACACCAGAGAGGAAGAACUACUGCUGCAGCAUGACACAGAGCUCAGCUCACUGAGACAGGAGAACUACCUCCUGCAGAGCAAGGUAGACUGAGUCACACACACAGGCACACACACACACACACACACACACACACACAAUUACAUUCACAUGGACAGUAAUGUCUGUAAAGAGCAUAGUAGCAUAGUUCCAUCUGUUUGGUCACCUGUGGCUUCCUACAUCUAAUAUGUUCUCAUUGACUGUCGGAACAGUUUAAAACCCCUACGUCAGCACUCUUGUUGCUAUGGCACUAGCAAUGCUCAUUUUAUUUAGCUGCUUUGUGUGUGAAUUUUGUAAUACUGUUAUUCAAGCCAUUGAAUAAAGCAGUUGUGAAGGACCCAGCUGAUACAGGAGAAAAAUAAAGCAUCCCAUUAAACAAUAGCAUGUUAUCUAAGACAUCUCUGCCAUCCACUGAAGGCCAGUUAAAUGAGCUCCAACUGUAGUAGAUGCAGACAUCACUCAUGUGUUAUUUGUGAUGUGUUAUUUGUGACUCCUGAGUGGCGCAGUGGUCUAAGGCACUGCAUCGCAGUGCUAACUGUGCCACUAGAGAUCCUGGUUCGGAUCCAGGCUCUGUCGCAGCCGGCCGUGACCGGGAGACUCAUGGGCGGCGCACAAUUGGCCCAGCGUCGUCCAGGGUAGGGGAGGGAAUGGCCGGCAGGGAUGUAGCUCAGUUGAUAGAGCAUGGCGUUUGCAACGCCAGGGUUGUGGGUUCGUUUCCCACCGGGGGCCAGUAUAAAAAAAAUAAUAAUAAUAAUAAUGUAUUCACUAACUGUAAGUCGCUCUGGAUAAGAGCGUCUGCUAAAUGACUAAAAUGUAAUGUAAAUGUAAUGUGUAUCUUGUCCCCUGUGUUUCAGCUGCACAGUGCAGAGGAAGCCAACAGCAGGAAGAAGGGCCGGUGGGGUCUGGGUCUGGACGAGCCCUCGGACCCCCUCACUGAGGACAAACUCAGACUGAUCGAGAAAGAGGUGAAGGAACAGGAGACCAUCAUCCAGGGAUACCAGCAGGUCUGUACACAUGUCUGUUAGUCUCUGUCUACUCAGCUCCAUUUGUCUGUGAUUGUUUGGCCGUCUCUCUGGGUCUUUUCUCUUCCAGUCUGUGUUUUAAGGAAACAAGACUUAAUUGUACUGCAUUUGUUCAGCGCCAGGCUGUGGGUGACUCAUUGCCUUUGAAUCCAUCCCAAUUACCCAGAGUCUCUGAGACUGUGGAGGUUCUAUACAGGCCACUGUUCAGAGUAAUGAAUGUAAUUCCUCUGUUCACUGACUUAAUUCCUGGAGGGUGGGUGGGUUUGUGUUAGGCAGCACAGUUAGCCUUUUUUCCUCCAGAUUGUGAGCAGCUUAGAGAUAUGACAUAAACACUGUCUGAUAACCUUUCAUAAUCACAGUGCCUACAGCUGAGCUCCUAGAAUCAGUGGCUACAUACACACCACCAAGGUGGAACUGUAGCAGUUCUUAAUUAGGCAUGGUGAAUGCAUUUCCUCAUUUCACAGCUUCUAAUCGUAUUCCUUUCUAGUUUUAUUUUAUGUCGCCUAAAUGCGUAAGGUAUUUCUGAUCAAACCAAUUUUCCCAGAUGCGCCCAUAGUUGAGGCACUUAAUGUGAUUCUCUCUCUCCUUGCUUGUGGCGUGUGUGUGUAACAGGAGAAUGAGAAGUUAUACCUGCAGAUGAAGGCUCUUCAGGCUCAGGGUAAACUCAAUGAAGAGGCCAUGUUCACAGAGAACCAGAGGCUGCUAAAUGAACUGGCCUUUACCAAGUGAGUUGACACAUACAGUUGAAGUCGGAAGUCUACAUACACUUAGGUUGGAGUCAUUAAAACUCGUUUUUCAACCACUCCACAAAUGUCUUGUUAACAAACUAUAGUUUUGGCAAGUCGGUUAGGACAUCUACUUUGUGCAUGACACAAGUAAUUUUUCCAACAAUUGUUUACAGACAGAUUAUUUCACUGUAUCACAAUUCCAGUGGGUCAGAAGUUUACAUACACUAAGUUGACUGUGCCUUUUAAACAGCUUGGAAAAUUCCAGAAAAUGAUGUCAUGGCUUUAGAAGCUUCUGAUAGGCUAAUUGACAUCAUUUGAGUCAAUUAGAGGUGUCCCUGUGAAUCUAUUUCAAGGCCUACCUUCAAACUCUGGUACGCAAGUAUAAACACCAUGGGACCACACAGACGUCAUACCGCUCAGGAAGGAGACACGUUCUGUCUCCUAGAGAUGAACGUAGUUUGGUGCGAAAAGUGCGAAUCAAUCCCAGAACAACAGCAAAGGACCUUGUGAAGAUGCUGGAGGAAACCGGUACAAAAGUAUCUAUAUCCACAGUAAAACGAUUCCUAUAUCGACAUAACUUGAAAGGCUGCUCAGCAAGGAAGAAGCCACUGCUCUAAAACCGCCAUAAAAAAGCCAGACUGCGGUUUGCAACUGCACAUGGGGACAAAGAUCUUACUUUUUGGAGAAAUGUCCUCUGGUCUGAUGAAACAAAAAUAGAACUGUUUGGCCAUAAUGACCAUCGUUAUGUUUGGAGGAAAAAGGGGGUGCCUUGCAAGCCGAAGAACACCAUCCUAACCGAGAAGCACGGGGGUGGCAGCGUCAUGCUGUGGGGGUGCUUUGCUGCAGGAGGGACUGGUGCUCUUCACAAAAUAGAUGGCAUCAUGAGGAAGGAAAAUUAUGUGGAUAUAUUGAAGCAACAUCUCAAGACAUCAGUCAGGAAGUUAAAGCUUGGUCGCAAAUGGGUCUUCCAAAUGGACAAUGACCCCAAGCCUACUUCCAAAGUUGUGGCAAAAUGGCUUAAGGACAACAAAGUCAAGGUAUUGGAGUGGCCAUCACAAAGACCUGACCUCAAUCCUAUAGAAUAUUUGUGGGCAGAACUGAAAAGAUGUGUGCGAGCAAGGAGGCGUACAAACCUGACUCAGUUACACCAGCUCUGUCAGGAGGAAUGGGCCAAAAUUCACCCAACUUAUUGUGGGAAGCUUGUGGAAGGCUACCUGAAAUCUUUGACCCAAGUUAAACAAUUUAAAGGCAAUGCUACCAAAUACUAAUUGAGUGUAUGUGAACUUCUGACCCACUGGGAAUGUGAUAAAAGCUGAAAUAAAUCAUUCUCUCUACUAUUAUUCUGACAUUUCACAUUCUUAAAAUAAAGUGGUGAUCCUAACUGACCUAAGACAGGGAAUUUUUACUAGGAUUAAAUGUCAGGAAUUGUGAAAAACUGAGUUUAAAUGUAUUUGGCUAAGGUGUAUGUAAACCUCCGACUUCAACUGUACGUACGCACACACACACGUACCUAUCCACGUCAUUGAAUGUUAACACUGACACUUAUUUAUGCCCAGGGAGCAGAUGAGCAACUCAUCAAGGACUGUAGGAAAUGUAGGCUGUGUGGACCAUAUUCAGCGCAUCGCACAGCUGUUGGGCCAGAUGCAGGCAGCACAGGUGAGUGUUCAGAGUCACGUCACACAACCACCUCUAAAAGGAAGGCCUAGAUGAUGCUUUGGAGAUUAAUCAAUCAACUCAUCUUAAAAGGGAAGGACCAGUCUCACCUUUGACCGUGUGUAUGUGUAGAGGACUGAACAGAGACUGGUGGAGGAGACCCACAGGCUGAAGCAGGAGAAACAGGCCCUGGAGGUGGACCUUCAAAUGAUGAGGAAAGAGAGAGACCUGGUCAAAGCACAGGUGGUCUACACCUCAGGUUAGUGUGUGUGAGACAUGGAGGCUUGAGUGUGCAGUCAAAUCUCUUGUUUCUACUCCCAAAAGACAAUGAAAUAUUCCCUGUUUACAGACGUGGUUUAAACCUCCAUUAAAACAUCCCAUUGUUGUGGUUGACAGUCAAGUGGAGCUCUGUGACAUGCUGUGGUCUGUAUUGUCCUUGUCUCUGCCAGAGGAUAAGAGCUUUGAGCUGCGGGUGGCAGAGGACAGGCAUAAGGAGGAGGUGUGUGUUCUGAAGAAGAGGCUCCAGUGGUACGCUGAGAACCAGGAGCUGCUGGACAGAGACUCUGCCAGACUGAGGGCUGCCACCGCAGAAACACACCAACUCACAGAGCAGGUAGGACCAACUCACAGACCAGGUAGGACCAACUCACAGAGCAGGUAGGACCAACUCGCAGAGCAAGUAGGACCAACUCACAGACCAGGUAGGACCAACUCACAGACCAGGUAGGACCAACUCGCACAGUAGGUUAGACUUACUUGACCUUAUUUGAGAGUGUGUAUUGUAUUACUGUCAUUUCCUGUAGGUCAGUAUUUUGAAUGAAAAGUUUGUUCCUCCAAUCAGGUGGAAAAGCUGAAGAUGGAGGUGGGGAAGAGAGCCAAUCAGAAUAAGUCUAAAGAGAGAGCUGGAGACGCUAAGAGGAUACAGGACCUAGAACGACAGGUGAAUCAGUUGAGCAAUAUUUCCUGUGUGCGUGCGUGCACCUAUCCCUGAUUAACGGCAUACCUCUCCUAUCUCAUGACUAAUAUUUAUCCUCCCCCUCUCUCCCAGGUGAAGGAGAUGGAGAAGAUUCUCAGACAUAGGAACCCGAACUCCCUCACAGCGCUGAUCUACGCUGCAGUCAACGCACCUGCAGUGGAUGAGGAUGGAGGGGCCAAGAGCUCCCCGCCCACUCAGACCAGGGCCCUAUUGGAGCGGCGCAUCCAGAGGCUGGAGGCGGAGCUAGAGAGCCGUGACGACGAGGCCAAACGCAGCCUCCGAGCCAUGGAACAGCAGUACCAGCGGAUUAAGGUCUGUUCAUACUCUCAGCUGUGUGGCACUGUUAUGUACUCAUACAACCCUGUGUUCCCAUUCCCUGUCACUAGGCCUCACAGUCCUGUACCAAUUAACUCUCUACACAUGCUUACGAUGACUUACUCUGACAUACAGUACCAGUCAAAAGUUUGGACACACCUACUCAUUCCAGGAUUUUUCUUUAUUUGUACUGUUUUCUACAUUGUAGAAUAAUAGUAAAGACAACAAAACUAUGAAAUAACACAUAUGGAAUCAUGUAGUAAACAAAAAAGUGUUAAACAGAUCAAAAUAUAUUUGAGAUUUGAGAUUCUUCAAAUAGCCACCCUUUGCCUUGAUGACAGCUUUGCACAUUCUUGGCAUUCUCUCAACCAGCUUCUUCAUGAGGUAGUCACCUGGAAUGCAUUUCAGUUAACAGGUGUGCCUUGUUAAAAGUACAUUUGUGGAAUUUCUUUCCUUCUUAAUGCGUUUGAGCCAAUCAGUUGUGUUGUGACAAUGUAGGGAUGGUAUACAGAAGAUAGCCCUAUUUGGUAAAAGACCAAGUCCAUAUUAUGGCAAGAACAGCUCAAAUAAGCAAGGAGAAACGACAGUCCAUCAUUACUUUAAGACAUGAAGGUCAGUCAAUCCAGAAAAUGUCAAGAACUUUGAACGUUUCUUCAAGUGCAGUUUCAAAAACCAUCAAGCGCUAUGAUGAAACUGGCUCUCAUGAGGAUCUCCACAGCAAUGGAAGACCCAGAGUUACCUCUGCUGCAGAGGAUAAGUUCAUUAGUUCCCAGCCUCAGAAAUUGCAGCCCAAAUAAAUUAUUCACGGAGUUCAAGUAACAGACACAUGUCAACAUCAACUGUUCAGAGGGGACUGUGUGAAUCAGGCAUUCAUGGUGGAAUUGCUGCAAAGAAACCACUACUAAAGGACACCAAUAAGAAGAAGAGACCUGCUUGGGCCAAGAAACACGAGCAAUGGACAUUAGACCGGUGGAAAUGUGUUCUUUGGUCUGGAGUCCAAAUUUGAGAUUUUUGGUUCCAACUGCCGUGUCUUUGUGAGAUGCAGUGUGGGUGAACGGAUGAUCUCUGCAUGUGUAUUUCCCACCGUAAAGCAUGGAGGAGGAGGUGUGAUGGUGUGGGGGUGCUUUGCUGGUGACAUUGUCUCUGAUUUAUUUAGAGUUCAAGGCACACUUAACCAGCAUGGCUUUCACAGCAUUUUACAGUGAUACGCCAUCCCGUCUGGUUUGGGCUUAGUGGGAUUAUCAUUUAUUUUUCAACAGGACAAUGGCCCAACACACCUCCAGGCUGUGUAAGGGCUAUUUUACCAAGAAGGAGAGUGAUGGAGUGCUGCAUCAGAUGACCUGGCCGCCACAAUCCCCUGACCUCAACCCAAUUUGAGAUGGUUUGGGAUGAGUCGGACCACAGAGUGAAGGAAAAGCAGCCUACAAGUGCUCAGCAUAUGUGGGAACUCCUUCAAGACUGUUGGAAAAGCAUUCCAGGUGAAGCUGGUUGAGAGAAUGCCAAGAGUGUGCAAAGCUGUCAUCAAGGCGAAGGGUGGCCAUUUGAAGAAUCUCAAAUAUAAAAUAUAUUUUGAUUUCUUUAACACUUUUUUUUUUUCUGUUUACUACAUGAUUCCAUAUGUGUUAUUUCAAAGUUUUGAUGUCUUCACUAUUAUUCUACAUUGUAAAAAUAAAGAAAAACCCUUCAAUGUGUAGUUGUGUCCAAACUUUUGACUGGUAGUGUACAUGGCCUUGCUGUAAACACAACAGCUUCCACACAUUGCCACAACGGUCUCAUACACGUAACGGUGUCCACACACACACAAAAUGGCCUCACACACAACAGAACUCAAAUUGCCUCUUAGAACUACUUGAAGAUGUUCAUCCUCAACAUAAAACACUCACUGAAUGUCCUCUCUCACAAAAAGGAAAGAUGAGAACAUGGUGAUGACUCAUUACUGUUCCCCCAAUUCUCUUCGCAUGUCUUUUUAGAGAGGGGUUAGAGAGGGCAAGUUCCAACCGCCUUGUACAACACAACACUUGAAUUGAAAGUUCUGUUAAAAGCUCACGAUGGAGACCUUGAUGAUGUCCAUGAUUCACUCCCUCCUCCUCUGUAUGAUAUGUGUUAUCCUUUCCAAAUGUAUGAUGUCAUUAGUCUUAAUGUGAUGGUUCAUUAGACCAACACUGCACCGGAAAAAGCUUUUUUCAGAAAAUGUGUUGUGAGAUGAAUAAAUUGUAUGAAUGGAAAUAAAUCCCUUAAAUAUAGAAGUAGACUCACUUACAUUGUGUGUGUGUGUGUGUGUGUGUGUGUGUGUGUGUGUGUAGCUCCAGUAUGAGCAGCAGAUCAGUAGUCUGGAGCAGCGGUUAUCCCAGAAACACCAGGACCAGACCGGGUCUCCUGGGGUCUGGCAGGCCCAGGUCUGCUCCCUGCAGCAGGAACUGGAGCACCUGAAGGAGAACCAUCAGAGUAGAGAGAAAACUCUACAGGCUGAGGUCCACUCCCUACAGGAGCAGCUCACACAACAGGCACAGGUAGGCCUUCUUGUUAGCCCACCUAAGAGCACCACUAUGGAAAUAAGCCUUAAUAAUUCAUCCUGGAUAAUUGUUUUAAAUGUAUGUCAUGUUACCUGGAGCAGGUGUAUGUGUAUUUUAAUCAAAUAAAUUGAUCAGUCUACCAACGAGCCAGAGAGAGCCCCCCAGCGCAGCCCGUCCCGCCACCAGCGCCAAACAGAGACGGCCCUGGGGGUCCGGAUAGAGAGACUCAACCAGGAGCUGUCAGCCAAGACCCGCAGCGUCCAGGAGCUGAGCCGCACCGUGGAGAGACUCCAGAGGGAGAGGAAGACCAUGCUGUGUGGCCCUGGCCCCAGAUCAGAGGGCCGUGUUGGGCCUGGCGAGGCCAGGCGGCAGGCAACCGGAUCCAAAGGACCCAUGGUGGUGGUGGCUACCCCAGGGGAGAGGGGAGGCACGGUGGGAGGAGGGGGAGAGACCGCAACCUUCCCUCCCACUCAGGAUGAGAAGGACUACCAGCCCACAGCGUUCUCUGGGAGCCAUAUCUCAGAGGUGCUGCAGGAGAGCGAGGGGUUAAGGCUGCGUCUAGAGCAGCUGGAGCUGCAGAUGGACAAGGAGAGGGUGGUACUGCAGGCUGCAGCCACACAGGCCCAGGCCCAGCUACGCAGGUAUGUAGACACACACUCAUUUUGAAUGCUUUAUUUCAGUACAAAGGACUCCAAUAGUUCAGUGGUUAUGCAGGUGCCUGAACAUUGUUCAUUGAUAGAACUUCUGUAAGGCUUUUUCACAAUGAUGUGUACAAACACUGUCUGUAUGGAGGAAACUUACUGCCCAUAACAGCAGCCUGAAUUCAUAUUCCACCUCAGGGCUCAACAUUAAUACUCUUCCUCUUGUCCGGGCCAAGUAUUUUUAUUUAAUGUUUUAUGUCGGAAAAUAAGAAAAUAGAUUUGAGUAAGUAAGAAAUCACAAUGUCAAACAAUUACUCCGAACAGAAUUGGAUCAGAGAGGCCAACAUUGGAAUAAUAUUCUGAAGGAUGAUUAACAUUAACGUCUAAAGGCUUGAUUCUGUCGACAUACUCAAGCCACAGUUCGUUCAGAUCAAAUGGUCACGAGCAGAGAGUGAAGGACAGUGUCUGUUGUGUACCACACAUCACCCACCUUGAAUCUGAGUGGAGGCGGUCAGCCUUUUGAAACUAUUUAACCAUAAACUUAAUUGUUUAAAACCUGGAUGUUUUAUGUGAUUUUAUGAAGCAUGUUUUACCUUGAUUCAAAGUAGCCUAGCCUAGCCAAAGUACGACCAUAGAAGUGUUGAGGGAAUUAUUUUAUAAACACUUAAUAUGCCAUUUCAAACCAGCAUUUUGCUCGUGUUCCUUUAUUUUUCAUAUCAAUGUUUUUUUACUGUCCAGCAGCCAAAGGCAUAAUCCUAGUCACAUGAAACCGCUCACACAUGCAGUGAACUUUUGAGAACUGUUUUCCCUCUAAAUUACAUUUUGGAAUAUUCCCGCUUAGUUUUCAGCCAUGUGCGCAUUGUUGAGCUUAUAAUAUGAAGAAAUAAAAUGUUAUCAACAUUUUAAACUAAACGGUCUGAUCUGUUUCAUCAGCCUCAUUGCUUUUUAAAAUUGUAUGUGCAGCGGUUGUAUGAAUUUUGGAUCUAUCUUCCCAGAGCUGUCCCAGAGUCUGUUUUGAAUACCUUUUUUAUCGUCCCAGGGACGAUGGGACGCCCUUAAUUUCGAGCACUGGCUGGAAAUUAUUUUUUGAAGACAUAAAAAUAAUUUGGUUGUAAUUGUGAUGUUGCAAAAUUCUAUAGGCUACCAAGAGUGGCCAACUGUCCUCCAGGAGAGCCUUAAAGGGGCAGUGUUGUAUUUUGAGACAGGCUAGAAUAUACAAAGAAGCCAAUAGGCAGAGUGUAGCCUACAUUUAUGUCUGAUUCUCUAUGGUAAAAAAGAUAGUGGUUCCUUGCAUCAUACAAUGAAGUAAAAAUGGUGUUACAGAUUUUUUUGUUGUUGUGGGGGACAAGUGACCUAAGCUUUUGGACAAGUAAAAAAAAAAAAACAGACCUACUUGUCCAAAGGAUAAGUGGCUAAAAAAGUUAAUGUCAAGCCCUGCACCUGGUUAGCUGUUUUUCUAUGGCAGCCCUGUUGCAAACUGCAGCCCACGCUAAUGCACUUGUUCGAGACCACAAAAAAUAAACUCCCAGAAAUGGCUGUCUAAUCCGAGGCUGGUGGUAAUUUAUAAAGAUAAUUGCAACACACUCAGGCACUCAGAGAAAUGUCAACAUGAUUCUCAAUCCCAAAUAGACCCCUAAUCACUACACCCUAGGCAUGCGUUUGAUACAUGCAUUUGAUGCCGUCCCAUUCAUCCAGCCAUUACAUUGAGCAUGUCCUCCGAUUUUUUAAGUCACACCAGCCUCCACUGGUAUGUAAUGUAAUAUGUAACCGUGUGGUGGUUUUUACUACCUCCGAGGUCCAGGGGCCUCAUUUAUAAACGUUGCGUUAAUUUCGCAUUUAAAUAUCUGCGUAAGCCAUUUCUGAAAAGAAUGCAUGCAUAUACAAAUAUUGAGAUUCAUAAACUUGGCAUACGUCAUACAUACGCAUGCUUCCCGUUAUAAAUCAGACCCAUCCUAAAACUAAACACAUUGUGAACGAGCAUUAUAACUCCACCUGGAAAACGCCAAUCAUUCACAUAUUAUGGUGACAAUAACACCCUUAUUUUCCAUAUAAUUUGGAACUGUUGGAAUUAGCCCAAAGCGGUUUCUAAAAGAAAUUGCAAUGGCAAAUGUGAUAAAAUGUUUUUGCAUCUUGUUAUUAUACUUUCCAGUUUUUUAAAAGUUUUUUUAUGAAAUAGCUUGUCAUUAUAUCCCUUAUUUGCAUAAAAUACUACUUGCCUCCUUGCAAUGCAUUACUUCAACCACUAGAAAUUGUGCGUACGCAUGGUCUAAAGUUUGCGAGGAGGUAAGCAGUUUCUCACGUCAAGUUUAGUUUUUGUAAAUGCCAACUUUUGUGUGAAAACGCAUGUUUUGUGGUAUAUGUUGUACAUACGUAAUGUUGUAAAUAUGUCCCCUGGUGUGCUGACCACCAGAGGAUUAGGGUUAGAUGAUAUGUGAUGGUGUAUCAUGUAUCUACAGUGGGGGAAAAAAAGUAUUUAGUCAGCCACCAAUUGUGCAAGUUCUCCCACUUAAAAAGAUGAGAGAGGCCUGUAAUUUUCAUCAUAGGUACACGUCAACUAUGACAGACAAAUUGAGGAAAAAAAUUCCAGAAGAUCACAUUGUAGGAUUUUUAAUGAAUUUAUUUGCAAAUUAUGGUGGAAAAUAAGUAUUUGGUCACCUACAAGCAAGAUUUCUGACUCUCACAGACCUGUAACUUCUUCUUUAAGAGGCUCCUCUGUCCUCCACUCGUUACCUGUAUUAAUGGCACAUGUUUGAACUUAUCAGUAUAAAAGACACCUGUCCACAACCUCAAACAGUCACACUCCAAACUCCACUAUGGCCAAGACCAAGGAGCUGUCAAAGGACACCAGAAACAAAAUUGUAGACCUGCACCAGGCUGGGAAGACUGAAUCUGCAAUAGGUAAGCAGCUUGGUUUGAAGAAAUCAACUGUGGGAGCAAUUAUUAGGAAAUGGAAGACAUACAAGACCACUGAUAAUCUCCCUCGAUCUGGGGCUCCACGCAAGAUCUCACCCCGUGGGGUCAAAAUGAUCACAAGAACGGUGAGCAAAAAUCCCAGAACCACACGGGGGGGACCUAGUGAAUGACCUGCAGAGAGCUGGGACCAAAGUAACAAAGCCUACCAUCAGUAACACACUACGCCGCCAGGGACUCAAAUCCUGCAGUGCCAGACGUGUCCCCCUGCUUAAGCCAGUACAUGUCCAGGCCCGUCUGAAGUUUGCUAGAGUGCAUUUGGAUGAUCCAGAAGAGGAUUGGGAGAAUGUCAUAUGGUCAGAUGAAACCAAAAUAGAACUUUUUGGUAAAAACUCAACUCGUCGUGUUUGGAGGACAAAGAAUGCUGAGUUGCAUCCAAAGAACACCAUACCUACUGUGAAACAUGGGGGUGGAAACAUCAUGCUUUGGGGCUGUUUUUCUGCAAAGGGACCAGGACGACUGAUCCGUGUAAAGGAAAGAAUGAAUGGGGCCAUGUAUCGUGAGAUUUUGAGUGAAAACCUCCUUCCAUCAGCAAGGGCAUUGAAGAUGAAACGUGGCUGGGUCUUUCAGCAUGACAAUGAUCCCAAACACACCGCCCGGGCAACGAAGGAGUGGCUUCGUAAGAAGCAUUUCAAGGUCCUGGAGUGGCCUAGCCAGUCUCCAGAUCUCAACCCCAUAGAAAAUCUUUGGAGGGAGUUGAAAGUCUGUGUUGCCCAGCGACAGCCCCAAGACAUCACUGCUCUAGAGGAGAUCUGCAUGGAGGAAUGGGCCAAAAUACCAGCAACAGUGUGUGAAAACCUUGUGAAGACUUACAGAAAAUGUUUGACCUGUGUCAUUGCCAACAAAGGGUAUAUAACAAAGUAUUGAGAAACUUUUGUUAUUGACCAAAUACUUAUUUUCCACCAUAAUUUGCAAAUAAAUUCAUUAAAAAUCCUACAAUGUGAUUUUCUGGAUUUUCUUUUCUCAUUUUGUCUGUCAUAGUGCUGACUAAAUACUUUUUUUCCCCACUGUACCUGUCCUACAGGGUCCAGAGCCCUAUACUACGUACCUGGUUUGAGGAGUUAGCGAGUUAACUUUGGUGAACUCUGAAUUCAACUCAGGAUAACCUGUAGUAUGAAAGUAGCUCACCUUUUAGCCAGGUACAUUUCUUAGGCAACAAAUCCUUCACAACUACCCUGCUCCAGGGCAGGCUAACUCAUGGCUGACUCCAUUUAUCCUGAAUGAAGUGUCUGAGCCACGAGUUGAGGACCAAUGAAUUCAGAUUCUCUCCCUCUCGCAAAGAUUACGUCAUCAUCCCUUCAUUUGAGGAAGACGACUGAUUUAAUAAAAAAUUGUAUUAAUGUUUUUUGUGUUUAAAAUGCCUAUCACAUUACACAUUUAGUAAUAACAGAAUGCAUUUUAAACUUCAUGCACAGUAAAACGUUGGUAAUACAAUUAUUUGAUCAAUAGGAGUGGGGGAAAAAAGGUAAACACACCAAAGACGGCAUUAACAAUAAAUAAUAAAAUAAAGACGGCCCUUCUAAAAGGGUCCUACUAAUCACCCCAAAAGUACCCAAAACAACCACAAACCGGUACCCAAAAGUUGGGCAUUAAUUGGCCAGCCAAAUGACCGCAGUGUCCGUAAUAACUGUUGGAAUAGCAAAAAAUAUAUAUACCUUUUUUUGUACGCAAUUAUUUAAUUUUUUCUCCGCUCCUGACUGCAUGUGCUGCCAUAGAUUCUAUUUCUGUGUGCCUCUGCUGCAUCUUGCCUGCACCUUUUGUAUAUGUACUCGUUUGCUACAACACCUUCCUUGUUUCAGCAAGGCGCAACAAAGUUUCAUCACGUGCAGAAAUGGGCUCAACCACACGAAUGCCCAGCCGGUAAUAUGGUAAUUGUGCCAGCCCUACACUAAAGAACCCAACACAACCACAAACAGGUACUCAAAACAACCCCAAAAUACCUAAAAGAACCACAAACUGUUUCCCCCCCACCUCCCCCUGUCUCCCCCACCAGGUGCUGGUAAAGGUCAGGGGUGGUUGGGCAGGUACUGAACCACAUCUGUCCCCACCCCAGAGAGGCAGGAAAUCUCUCGCUCUCUCUCGCCAUACUACUACCUGUCUAAUAAACUGUCUGAUUAUGGCUGGAAUGAAGGAUGACUGAUAGGCUGUGUGAAGGGUAAUGAUGGGAGGACUAUCCUCCAUGAUGACCUACUGUAUGGAUGUUUCCCAAAUGCCACACUAUUCUCUAUAAAGUGCACUACCCAUAGGGAUCUGGUCAAAAGUAGUGCACUAUAUAGGGAAUAGGGUGGCAUUUGGAACUCAGCCUAUGUAGCAGAGGAGGACGUAGCUCCCAGCCAGUGAUUCACAUAUUGAUCUGAUCCAUAAUAGGGUGAUUGGGUUGAUCACAUGAUCGAUCGGCAGUCACUAACCUUGUUACUGUCUGAAGGUGACACAUACAUGGAUUUCCAUUAUUUCAUACAGAGAGGUGAGACUAACUUGCGUCCCAAAUUGCAACCUAUUCCCUGUGUAGUACACUACUUUUGACCAGAGUUCUGGUCAAAAGCAAUGGACAAUAAAGGGAAUAGGGUGCCAUUUGGAACACAGACAGCGUCCCUGGCCAUCUGGUGUUGGCAGCACCUUGUCCCAACAUCUGAAUGCAUCAACAGACUGGGCACACGGAUCUACAUACUAAUCACAGGUAAUCUCAUUGAAGGAGGAGAGGUGACUCUGCCAAAACAUGUAGUAGGGUGUCAAACCCACUCUGCCCAGAGCUUUUGUGAUGAAAUUUCACUUCCUUAUGUUAUAAAAUACAUUUUACUAAGACAAAUAAGAUUAUUCAUGUUCUGAAUCGUUCAGUGGUGUUUUUCUUUAACAUACGCUACCAGUCAAAAGUUUGGACACACCUACUCAUUGAAGGGUUUUUCUUUAUUUUUACAAUUUUUUACAAUGUAGAAUAAUAGUGAAGACUUCAAAACUAUGAAAUAACACAUGGAAUCAUGUAGUAAACAGAAAAAAAGUGUUAAACAAAUCUAAAUAUAUUUUAUAUUUGAGAUUCUUCAAAUGGCCACCCUUUGCCUUGAUGACAGCUUUGCACACUCUUGCCAUUCUCUCAACCAGCUUCACCUGGAAUGCUUUUCCAACAGUCUUGAAGGAGUUCCCACAUAUGCUGAGCACUUGUUGGCUGCUUUUCCUUCACUCUGCGGUCCGACUCUUCCCAACCAAUCUCAAUUGUGUUGUGGUCAGGGGAUUGUGGAGGCCAGGUCAUCUGAUGCAGCACUCCAUCACUCUCUUUCUUGGUCAAAUAGCCCUUACACAGCCUGGAGGUGUGUUGGGCCAUUGUCCUGUUGAAAAACAAAUGAUAAGCCCAAACCAGACGGGAUGGCGUAUCACUGUAGAAUGCUGUGAAAGCCAUGCUGGUUAAGUGUGCCUUGAACUCUAAAUAAAUCACAGACAAUGUCACCAGCAAAGCACCAUCACACCUCCUCCUCCAUGCUUUACGGUGGGAAAUACACAUGCGGAGAUCAUCCGUUCACCCACAACGCAUAUCACAAAGACACGGCGGUUGGAACCAAAAAUCUCCAAUUUGGACUCCAGACCAAAGGACACAUUUCCACCGGUCUAAUGUCCAUUGCUCGUGUUUCUUGCCCCAAGCAGGUCUCUUCUUAUUGGUGUCCUUUAGUAGUAGUUUCUUUGAACUACUAAACUGCAUGUGCAGUUACACGACUGAUAGUUAGCGGCAGGCGGCUGAGCAAUAUCCACCGUUGUAAUACGGAUGAAGCCGUAAAAAAUGUAAGCCUGUGCAGGAAUGUAAAUCUAGCUAGCGUUGUAGUAUACCCCUCUGGAGCAUUGACCACCAGAGGUUUAGGGUUAGAGGAUGCUAGAUGAUAUGUAAACGGUGCAUCUACCAUCCUGCAGGGUACAGGAGCAUUCAGCAGACCAGGUGUCCUCUCUCAGGGCUGACCAUCAGAGGGAGCUGGAGCGCCUGCUUACCAGCCACGCCCUCGCCCACUCCUCCUCUAAAGUGGCCGAACUGACCAAUCAGGUGACCACGCAGGAGGUAAAGGCUCACAAUGGACCAAUCACAUGUCAACUAAUAGUUAUUGGUGUUGUUCUUCCAGGUAUAACGUAUCAACAGGAUAAACAGGUUUGUGUGUCUUUAUGAACCUUCAGAUCAUGGUGCAGCACUUGCGUGACCAGGUGAAGGAACUGCAGGGGACCAAGGAUGCUCUGGCUGUGUCCAAGCUGAGGGAGGACACCCUACAGAACCAGGUACUUAUGAUUCAGAUAACAUUUAUCGUCCUCUCAACUUCAUCAACACACUAGUGUUAUCACAGUACUUGAAGUGUCAUAGCAAGGAAACAACACAAGGUGAGUGUAUUUCCUGGGGAUAGCUCAACAUUAAUGGUUGUUUCAUCUCUUUAACGCUUUCUUUAGCUGACGAAGCUGUUGGAGGAGCUGAAGCAGGCCAAGGAGUGCCACAGCCCAGAGCUCAGACACUUCACUAGCCUGGAGAGAAAGAUCCACAGCAUGGAGCUACGACACACUCAGAGGGAGAAAGAGCUCCAGCAGGUGAACACACACACACACACACACUAUCCACACGCGCACACACACACACACACACAGAGGAAGAAAGAGCUGCUGCAGGUAAAUACACACACCACCCACAGAAAGAACACUGAAUAACACACACUGACCAAACACUGAACAUUAACACAUAUGUCCACGGUGCCAUCCUGCAGGUGAUGGGUCAGACUCGGCUGGUGGUGGAGGCUGAGCAGCAGUCUGAGGUGGAGCGUUGGAGGAGGCUGGCUCAGGGGAAGACCCAGGAGCUGGAGGUGUUCCGUCUGGAACUGGACUCUAUCCUGGACGUCCUGAGAGAACUACAGAGACAGGGAGUGGUCAUCCCUGCUCCAGACCGGGAUUCUGCUGUACCCUUCACCUAGAGGACCUGAACCAUGGGACAUAGGCUCUUUCUAAUUAGUUACAAAUCUGUCCUCACCUUGUCUGAUCUGAAAGAAUUGACCAGGUGAAAGCCAGCCUAAUGAUGAGCUUCCACUAUUGUUUAAACCGGUUAAGUAUUUUUUGUUCAGUGCAGAUGAAGGGGAGGAGACGAGGAGAGGGCGGAUUUGUAAGCAAUUGAGAGCCAACUCACACACCCUUUAGGAGAACCCAUCAUUGUACUGAACAAUCAGGUAAUUUAUUUUUGUAGAUUUGUAUUUUUAUACUUGAUCAUUGGAAUUUAUUUUAAGUUAUUCAAUGCGUGUUAGAAAAAUAAAGGACAUUUUGUAUAAUUUUUUCCUGUGUGUUUGAAUUUGUAACAAGUGUUCAGUAAAGCACAAAGUUGACUAACAAAUGAUUCAAAUUCAGACAUUUUGAAAUUGGCCUAUUGUUAUCCCCAAGAUGAUUGUUGCUGUUGACUCCAAUUGUCGGUUGUUGCUACUCAUUAGCAUAUCAUCAAAGCUCCUUUACACGUAUUAGCAUAACAUCUGACAAGAAGAAAGUGGCUGUAGUUAUUCAUGGCAGCGAAGCGUUUUGUUCUGCAGGUGCACAGCAGGGCUUUUCGCUCUCUUGUAAACCCAACACAAUAAUGUUAGGUUUAUUCUCCCCUGAUCUAAUCCUUAGAAUUAGAGGAUUGUAACUGAAACUCUGCAUCAAACACUGCAGGGAUUUUAAAGUUCUACUCUAGUCUCCUUUUCACCUCAUUUACUUAGCAAAAGGCACAUCUCAAUAGGUGGUCCAGGUAACUCAUGACAUAGCACAAGUGGGGGGGCGGGCCUUUCCUCUUUUGUUCUCUAUUGUUUCUCAAGCAAGUGGGGAGGCCGAUGACAUCACAUCAGACCAACUCCCUGAAUGCCCUACUCCUUGAAGUUUGCAGUUGUCUAUAAAACACUCAUGUAUUUUAGUGUGUACUUUACUGUAUUUAUACUUGGGAUAUCACUUUUCAAAAGGGAAAGUUAAAAGUUAAAUCCUGUAAAAAUGAAAAGAAAACAAUAGUGAAACAAUUCACCACUUGUUUUUAUCUUCAGAAUUAGAGAACGUUUCUGAUUCAUGGUUCCAUGGUACUUUGAAAUGGUUAUAUAAUUAACACAAUCAGCUGGCGUUUUAAAUAGUUUUAUUUAGUCACAACCUUCUAUAGACUUGACAGAUGAGACAUUGAUAUGACAUGUAGGCAAAGCAUUGACAGGAGCAACACGGUAUAUAAAAAGUUGGAAGUUUACAUACACUUAGGUUGGAGUCAUUAAAACUCGUUUUUCAACCACUCCACAAAUGUCUUGUUAACAAACUAUUGUUUUGGCAAGUCGGUUGGGACAUCUGCUUUGUGCAUGACACAAGUAAUUUUUCCAACAAUUGUUUACAGACAGAUUAUUUCACUUAUAAUUCACUGUAUCACAAUUCCAGUGGGUCAGAAGUUUACAUACACUAAGUUGACUGUGCCUUUAAACAGCUUGGAAAAUUCCAGAAAAUAAUGUCAUGUCUUUAGAAGCUUCUGAUAGGUCAAUUGGAGGUGUACCUGUGGAUGUAUUUCAAGGCCUACCUUCAAACUCAUUGCCUCUUUGCUUGACAUCAUGGGAAAAUCAAAAGAAAUCAGCCAAAACCUCAGAAAAAAAAUUUGUAGACCUCAAAGUCUGGUUCAUCCUUGGGAGCAAUUUCCAAACGCCUGAAGGUACCACGUUCAUCUGUACAAACAAUAGUACGCAAGUAUAAACACCAUGGGACCACGCAGCCGUCAUACCGCUCAGGAAGGAGACACGUUCUGUCUCCUAGAGAUGAACGUACUUUGGUGCGAAAAGUGCAAAUCAAUCCCAGAACAACAGCAAAGGACGUUGUGAAGAUGCUGGAGGAAACAGGUACAAAAGUAUCUAUAUCCACAGUAAAACGAGUCCUAUAUCGACAUAACCUGAAAGGCUGCUCAGCAAGGAAGAAGCCACUGCUCCAAAACCGCCAUAAAAAAGCCAGACUACGGUUUGCAACUGCACAUGGGGACAAAGAUCGUACUAUUUGGAGAAAUGUCCUCUGGUCUGAUGAAAAAAAAAUAGAACUGUUUGGCCAUAAUGACCAUCGUUAUGUUUGGAGGAAAAAGGGGGUGCCUUGCAAGCCGAAGAAUACCAUCCCAACCGUGAAGCACGGGGGUGGCAGCAUCAUGCUGUGGGGGUGCUUCGCUGCAGGAGGGACUGGUGCACUUCACAAAAUAGAUGGCAUCAUGAGGAAGGAAAAGUAUGUGGACAUAUUGAAGCAACAUCUCAAGACAUCAGUUAGGAAGUUAAAGCUUGGUCGCAAAUGGGUCUUCCAAAUGGACAAUGACCCCAAGCAUACUUCCAAAGUUGUGGCAAAAUGGCUUAAGGACAACAAAGUCAAGGUAUUGGAGUGGCCAUCACAAAGCCCUGACCUCAAUCCUAUAGAACAUUUGUGGGCAGAACUGAAAAAACGUGUGCGAGCAAGGAGGUCUAGAAACCUCAUUCAGUUACACCAGCUCUGUCAGGAGGAAUAGGCCAAAAUUCACCCAACUUCUUGUGGGAAGCUUGUGGAAGGCUACCCGAAACGUUUGGCCCAAGUUAAACAAUUUAAAGGCAAUGCUACCAAAUACUAAUUGAGUGUAUGUAAACUUCUGACCCACUGGGAAUGUGAUGAAAGAAAUAAAAGCUGAAAUAAAUAAUUCUCUCUACUAUUAUUCUGACAUUUCACAUUCUUAAAAUAAAGUGGUGAUCCUAACUGACCUAAGACAGGGAAUUUGUACAAGGAUUAAAUGUCAGGAAUUGUGAAAAACUGAGUUUAAAUGUAUUUGGCUAAGGUGUAUGUAAACUUCGGACUUCAACUGUAUAUAACAGUUUAGAGUGAUGAACAGGUGUGCUACGAUUAGUACUGAACAAGGACAACAUUCAGACUGCUGUUGAAUUGAAAACCCAAUAGAAGAGUCUUGCCUUUCUGGUGUAUUUUGGUUAUUGCAUCAAAUUGUCCUUACCUCUUCUUGUCUCCAUCCCCUUAAUUGACUCCUGCAAGGCCUCCACCACUAUACAUUCUAAUCAACUUGAAGUUGGACUUCCAGUUUAGCGUUAAUGUGACGUCACAAGUUCUGGCUCUACGUAGGCAACUUUGUUGACAUAAAGAUUAGAAAAGUAGCUCAUCUCACAUAUGUACAUUUAAAUGAUUAUAUUUGGACUAUUUUAGCCUGAACCAAAUCUGAACAGAAUGAAAAGGGCAGGAUGUACAGUUACAGUAAGAGGAUCCAUAAUAUUCCAUAAUGUCCUAACAGAGGUGCUGUGAGAAGCUGGAACCACAGCCUAAUUUGGAGAGCUUGCACUGUACAUGACCGGCACAACACAGUUAGAAUGUUAGAUUAGGACCUAUUUGAACCUCCAUAAAUUUGGUUGACACAACUCUCUCUAUAUAAGGCUGGUGAGUCCUGUGAUGUCCUCAUAAUUAUCCAUAAUGUCCUAACGGAGGUGGUGUGAGAAAUAAGCUGGACCAUAGUCUAUUGUGUGAUGGGCAGGACUGUCCAUCUUGUGAAGGGCGCUGCGUGGCCGAUGACACUCCCCCUCUAGGAUGAUUGGUGGUUCCCCCAGUUAAUCGUGUGAUGGGCCCCAUGGGAAUGACACUCCCCCGCCAGGAUGAUUGGCGGCUCCCCAGGAAGUAG